Messenger RNA from Coffea eugenioides, 1241 nucleotides. RefSeq lists its product as uncharacterized. The coding region runs from base 112 to 882 and encodes 256 amino acids. Lineage: Eukaryota; Viridiplantae; Streptophyta; Magnoliopsida; Gentianales; Rubiaceae. The transcript is spliced from 2 exons. Gene Ontology annotation, molecular function: zinc ion binding; nucleic acid binding. The record is from RefSeq and is a predicted model, not a curated record.
AGUCAUAUUGACGGGUCUUCUACAGCACCUAGAGAUGGAAAGGAAAUUAGUCAAUGGGAGGCAAAGGAUGCUAGAAUUAUUUCUUGGAUUCUAGCAUCUAUUGAAGCUCAUAUGGUGAACAAUUUACGCUCCUUUAAUACAGCAAAGGAGAUGUGGGAUCAUUUGAAGCGUGUAUAUCAUCAAGAUAAUACAGCAAGAAGAUUUCAGCUUGAAUUGGAAAUUAGUACAUGUAGCCAAGGUAAUCUCUCUAUUGAGCAGUAUUAUUCUGGAUUUCUUAAUUUAUGGAGUGAAUACUCUGGUAUAAUCUAUUCUAAGGUACCAAGCGAAGCCUUAGCCGGUAUUCAAGCGGUUCACGAAGAUAGUAAGCGUGACCAGUUUCUAAUGAAACUGAGGCCUGAAUUUGAGGCGAUUAGAGCUGGAUUGUUAAAUAGAAACCCAGUUCCUUCUUUAGACGUAUGUCUUGGUGACUUGUUGCGAGAAGAACAGAGAAUGGCUACACAAACUAUCAUAGGUACAUCAAAGGAGAUAUCUGAAGUUGUCAAUAUUGCCUAUGCUGCUCAAGGGAAGAAUCGCGGAAAGGGACAAGUACAGUGCUAUAGUUGCAAGGAACUUGGGCAUAUUGCACGCAAUUGUGGAAAGAAAUUUUGCAAUUAUUGUAAGCAAACUGGACACAUUAUCAAGGACUGUCCUACACGCCCUGAGAAUCGAAGAGUCCAAGCCUUUCAAGGUGCUGUCCAAGACUCUAACACUAUUGGUUCUACAUCCACAGCCACAACACUUACUCCAGAAAUGGUUCAACAAAUGAUUCUUUCAGCAUUUUCUACUCUUGGACUUCAAGGUCAAGGACCAGGUGUCGGGGAAGGUGAUCGCGAAGGGGCCUAAAGUGGGCAGACUAUUUCCUUUGCAAUUUUCAGUUCCAAGUAGUUUGUCUUUGGCUUCUAUGGUUGUUGACAAUAAAGUUGAAGUAUGGCAUCAACGAUUGGGUCAUCCAAAUAAUGUCAUUUUAUCUCAUUUAAUAAAGCAUGAUUUUCUGGGGAGCAAGGAUCAGUGUUUUAAUCAUAAAUUGUCUUUUGAUUGUUCUACUUGUAGACUAGGGAAAAGUAAAAUAUUACCUUUUCCUAGUCAUGGUGGUCAUGCUAAUACAAGUUUUGAGAUCAUUCAUAGUGAUGUUUGGGGUAUUACUCCUGUUGUUUCACAUGCACAAUAUAAAUAUUUUGUGACAUUCAUUGAUGACUAUAGUC